This is a messenger RNA of Dermacentor silvarum, 919 nucleotides long. RefSeq lists its product as uncharacterized. Lineage: Eukaryota; Metazoa; Arthropoda; Arachnida; Ixodida; Ixodidae. The record is from RefSeq and is a predicted model, not a curated record. The transcript has 3 exons. Bases 1 to 903 code for a protein of 300 amino acids.
AUGGUCAGGCUCAUUACUAGGGUCUCCAACAGUCGCGGAGGGCUGGGGAAGGACAACCACCUCAAGUUGUACCGCGUCUUCCUAAUGAGCCAUAUCACGUACGUGGCCGCUGCGCAUGGCUGGCACGGAUACAAGAUGGAAAUUCUCGGAGUGCUUAUGCGCAAGAGCAUAAAAAAGGUGAUCCGCAUCCCCAUGGCUGCCAUCGCGGAGAAUCUCCUGGGACACCCUGUAUAUCUUAUAGGAGGAGGACCACCACCGGCACCGAUGAGUGUUUUCUCAGCACUUGUGGGCUCCGUAGCUGCUCACAUGACCACGCGCAUACCAAACACUGAUGACAGCGACGGAGCACUCUACCUCCCUCCCAUUGAGAGUGAACCUGUUGUGCGGCUGCUGCCGCCCAUGGUAACAGGCGAGCAGGACUCGCUUUUUGACAGCUUUGGUACAGUACAUACACUUGCCAGAGUCUACAACCCCAUGUAUGAGUCGGUGCAUGAGGUCCACGCAGGCGAAAGCUGCCAAGGCAUCCCACCAGCGCAAGACCAAGUCGCCCAAGUCGCAAGACAAGUCUCCCGACCAUCUACAAGCUACCGAGGCAUAACACCAACACCCGAGGAAAAUGCCUCAGUACCCGAGGAAAAUGCAGAGGCUCCUGGAGGAAGGGCUGGGCAGCUCAGAGGUCGGAUGGUAUUUCUUCAGCAGGCUCUUGGUGAAGAACCUGACGUUCGGAUGACACUUCUGCGUGAGGAGCAUGCUAUGCGCCUGAAGCUAAUACAGGACGACCACAUAGACUUGCUCAAGAAGAGGGAAGAAAAACCCAAGUUGAAAAUGGAAAUUCUGCAAGUGCAAAAGAAAACUCAUCAAAUGAGGCAGGAUAACCUCCCACUUCAACAGUGGGCUGAAUAAACCUAAAAAUUCUUCA